This is a messenger RNA of Elephantulus edwardii (Cape elephant shrew), 1011 nucleotides long. Its product is annotated as UPF0764 protein C16orf89 homolog. Lineage: Eukaryota; Metazoa; Chordata; Mammalia; Macroscelidea; Macroscelididae. The record is from RefSeq and is a predicted model, not a curated record. The transcript has 7 exons. Gene Ontology annotation, cellular component: membrane; cytosol. Bases 1 to 1011 code for a protein of 336 amino acids.
AUGUCCGUCCUUGGGAUGCUGCUCUCGCUCCUGCUGCUGACCUCGUCACUGCAGCAGCCAACGUCAUCACACUCGGUGUCGAAAGAUAUUGAAAACCAUGCUGAUAGAGACAAAAUGCGUAUGGCAGAUGUGAUCCUGUCCUCCCUGAAUGCAUCCACCACCUGCCUGGAGAAGAAGAAGAAUCUCAUUCUGGACGACGUGAGUUAUCUCCGAAUUCUGCAAGCGUAUGUCAAAGGUGUUAAGGAGCCAUGGGCCAAGAACCCCGUGAUGGAGCCAGUAAUCAAAAGGAUGGAGACGUUUUCCAUGAAGCUGGAUGAGCUUCUCAACAGAAGCAUUUCUCACCUGAACAAGGCUUCAUUUAGCAACCCCAAUGAAGUAGAACUGAUCAUCCAGGAAGAUUUCUGGAAGGUUCCUCAAGAUUUGCUCCUUACCCAUGACACAAUGAUCAGUGUUUUAGGCAUCCUAGAACCUCUGAAAGCGAAUAUACGCAAGGAAUGCUUAGUGAAUCUAUUGCAAAGCAGCAGUCACCCUGAGUCUUGCACGUACUCAGACGUCUGCAGGUACGUAGUGACCAAGUCUGUCAACACACACAGCCAGAGAAUCUUCCAGCUGAUGUACUUCCUUUUCUCCAAAAUGAUUGGAUGCACAAAUGGGAUGUUCGCAAACACACAAGAGUACCUGAACUUCUUCUGUAUUGGCUUGAUGAUAGAUAAUAAUGAAACUGAAAGCAGGAAAUACCACAGUUCCUUCCGCGAUGACUUUUUGGAAAACAUCAUGCUGUGUGGAAUUGCUGGAUUCUUUGAUUUUUACAAAUCCCACUGGUUUGUGAAUAUCCUUCGCUGGCAAAAGCCUAGAGAUGGAUGCUUCAACACUGAUGAUUCCUCUCUCCACGGUACUUCUCUUGCGAGUGCUGCCCUAGGUGGCUUCCUAUAUGCCCUGGAAAAGUACCCACAAGCGUACGGACAUCUACCCGACCUACAGAGACAAUUACCAAGGUUAAACUUCCCUUGA